AUGCCUGAUGCCGCCGACGGUCCUAGGAUCCCAUCGAGGAGCCGCAGCUCCUCGCAUAACCCUCUCCAGGACCAUGUUCUGCCGUCUGUGGAGCUCACCUCAUCUUAUAGCCCCUCCUCCACGGGUCCAGGAACACCUACUUCCUCUGUAACUGACUUAGGUGACCACGAAGAUAAUCAACGCGCCCUCACACCUACAACGCAAUCUUUGUUCCAGAAUUUACGCCUAAGCGAAGGGGAGAUCCACGAGGCUACUCAGUCUACGCAUUCUUUGUCCAACGGCCAGCAAGCUUCUGGUUUGACCCCAACCACUCGCCGAACAACAUACAUGGACCUCUACAAUGCGACCCCCGCUCCAGAAAGUGCUCCCACAACCGGGCCUCAGGAAACGCUACAGACACCUACUUCUCCAUUGGGUGAGGUGAGCUCCGGCUUACAAAACCUCGUCUUAGCGGAACCAGACGAGGCGGCAGCUGAAGUCUCAGAUGAAAACAGUAGUUCCGCAUCGUGGCAUUAUAAUGGAGACCGGGAUGAUGACGGUGAUCAUAUUUACAAUGUUCGGGAAGAGGAGCUUCCGCGGGCUCCGAUAUACGAUAUUCGGCUCCAAAAUGCACUGCGGAACGUGAGAGGUCAAAUUGCGGACCUCGCACAGUUUAUUGGUGAGCGCGAGCUGACGCAUGACCCAACCAGUGACAUUCAUGGGAAGAGCAGCGUUAUCAAUUCUAUCCUUGACGAAAAUGGACUCGCGCGUUCAAGCGGAGAUGGGGCUGCCUGCACCACUGUUGUCACCGAGUUUCGCAAUGUGGAUGAAAGUUAUCCGGAUAAUUAUACUGUCAAAGCGGACUUUAUGGACAAUGCAGAGAUUCGCGAGCUUUUUGAGGAACUGCUGUCGAACGUCAGGAGAUAUUACACGGAUGCCUAUCGGGAAGUCACCCAAGUUGAGGAGCAGGAGAACAUUAGGAUCGCUGCCACAAGGGCUUGGAAUACCUUCCGGUCUCUUUUUCCUAAUCAGCCGCAGCUUGAACUUGACUUCUUGUCCAGGGAUGGAGAAGAUGCCGCAGAAUCUAUUGUGUCAACGUUAGUCGAAUGGGCUAUAGCUAGGUUGGAUAGCCAACCAGGGGGGCGCGACAGGCUCGAGCAGCCCCGGGUGGCGAAUCAUGCUGAUGAAUGCAUGGAACUUUUGGAUAGCCUGACGACUGAUCAUGGUGGCGGUGAUGGAACGGCUUUAUGGCCUUUUGUCAAGUUGAUCAGGGUCUAUCUACGAUCACCAAUUCUUCGCACUGGUUUGGUUCUGGCUGAUCUUCCAGGAAUCUUGGCUGACAGGUUUUUUAGGGUUUGGGGAUUUAAACUACGCUCGCAUACGGGCGACUGA
This is a messenger RNA of Aspergillus nidulans FGSC A4, 1371 nucleotides long. RefSeq lists its product as uncharacterized. NCBI's taxonomy places the organism in Eukaryota, Fungi, Ascomycota, Eurotiomycetes, Eurotiales, Aspergillaceae. Bases 1 to 1371 code for a protein of 456 amino acids. The transcript is spliced from 5 exons. The record is from RefSeq and is a predicted model, not a curated record.